Molecule: messenger RNA, 585 nt
Organism: Caenorhabditis briggsae
Lineage: Eukaryota; Metazoa; Nematoda; Chromadorea; Rhabditida; Rhabditidae
Exons: 2
Coding region: 1-585 (194 amino acids)
Source: RefSeq, a predicted model, not a curated record
AUGAACAAGCCGAAUUUGAGUUCUAGAACAGCUAAAAAUCAACAGAAAAGCCAGGAAGAGUCGAAAAAUCAAUUCUCAAGCACCGAAUUUUACGACAAAAUGCAGAAAAUUUCAGAAAAGCUCGGAAAACGUCAAUUCCGUACUAAAAAGAUAAUCUCAGAAUCUCAGAAUCUCAGAAUCUCAGAAUCUCAGAAUCUCAGAAUCUCAGAAUCUCAGAAUCUCAGAAUCUCAGAAUCUCAGAAUCUCAGAAUCUCAGAAUCUCAGAAUCUCAGUUUCUCAGAAUCUCAGAAUCUCAGAAUCUCAAAAUCUCAGAAUCUCAGAAUCUCAGAAUCUCAGAAUCUCAGAAACUCAGAAUCUCAGAAUCUCAGAAUCUCAGAAUCUCAGAAUCUCAGAAUCUCAGAAUCUCAGUUUCUCAGAAUCUCAGAAUCUCAAAAUCUCAGAAUCUCAGAAUCUCAGAAUCUCAGAAUCUCAGAAUCUCAGAAUCUCAGAAUCUCAGAAUCUCAGAAUCUCAGAAUCUCAGAAUCUCAGAAUCUCAGAAUCUCAGAAUCUCAGAAUCUCAGAAUCUCAGAAUCUCUGAAUCUCUGA